AUGGCGAUAAUAACUAGUAACAUAAUAUUUGACUUAGUGGGGUUGGUAAUUGUAGUUAUUUUCAUACUUAUACUUUACUUCAAACGAGCGUUUAAUUAUUGGAAAAGCAAAAAUGUUCCAUAUGUCGAACCGAUAAUCCCGUGGGGAUCUCUUGUUCCUCCACAUAAAAGAACUGAACCGAUCGGGGAUGAAGUUGCCCGGAUUUACAGGGAUGCUAAAAAAAAAGGAUGGAAACACCUAGGAUUUUAUAUCUUGAAUGGCCCCAUAUUCAUGACAACUGAUUUAGAAACUUUAAAAUGCAUAUUAACCAAAGACUUUAAUCACUUUGUUGAUAGAGGGCUCAUCGUAAAUGAAAAAGUUGAACCGAUAACUGGACAUAUAUUUUUCCUUGGCGGCAAAAAAUGGAGAAAUUUGCGAACUAAAUUUACACCAACAUUCACUUCAGGAAAGAUGAGGCAUAUGUUUGAAACCAUUGCAGACUGUGGCGUCAAACUGGAACAAUAUAUUUUAAAGGAAAUAUCGUAUCACGAACCCUUUGAUAUUAAAGAUAUAUUAGGAAACUUUGCUACAGAUAUUAUCGGAUCAUGUGCUUUUGGUUUAGAAAUCAACAGUUUUACAGACCCAAAUAACCCGUUUAGACUAAUGGGCAGAAAAAUUUUUCUUAGAUCACCAGUUGGCAAUUUAAAAUUCUUAUUAGUGUCAAAUUUUCCUUCAAUAGGCCGUCUACUAAAAUUGAAACUAUUGGAUCCUGAAGUUACGAAGUUUUUCACUAAAGUGGUAAUCGAUACUGUUAAUUAUAGAGAAAAAAAUAAUGUUCAGAGACACGAUUUUCUACAGUUGUUGAUAGACAUGAAGAAUAAUAAGGAUGCAAGUAAACAGCCAGGCGAUGGAAAAUGUUUGACCAUAAACGAAAUGGUCGCCCAAUGUUUUGUAUUUUUCAUAGCUGGAUUUGAAACCAGUGCCACUACAAUGGCUUUUGCCUUAUAUGAACUCAGUAAACAUCUAAAUAUCCAAAAAAAGGUUAGAGAAGAAAUUGACCGUGUUUUGAGAAAACAUAAUGAUGCCGUCACUUACGAUUCAAUAAGUGAAAUGAAAUAUCUUCGACAGGUUAUUGAUGAGACUCUCAGAAAAUACCCAGCAGCACCAUUUAUUACAAGGCAGUGUGUUGAGGAUUAUGUGGUUCCAGGUACAGAUAUUAAAAUCGACAAGGGCGUACGAGUAUACAUUCCAAUUAAGGGAAUUCAUUACGAUGAGGAGUAUUAUAAAAACCCAGAAGUAUUUGAUCCUGACAGGUUCACAGAUGAAAAUAAACAGAAGCUAAAGCCUUAUGCAUAUAUACCAUUCGGUGAAGGUCCGAGAAUGUGUAUAGGAAUGCGAUUUGGUAUAAUGCAAUCCAAAGUUGGUUUGGUAAGCAUUCUGAAAAACUUUAAGGUUUCUUUGAAUAACAAAACGAAAGAACCCUUGAAAUUUUUAGCUGCUAGCAUGAUACCUCAAGUGGAAGGCGGAAUUUGGCUGAAUCUGGAAAAAAUUUAA
Molecule: messenger RNA, 1533 nt
Organism: Psylliodes chrysocephalus
Lineage: Eukaryota; Metazoa; Arthropoda; Insecta; Coleoptera; Chrysomelidae
Source: the annotation of a GenBank genome assembly